Messenger RNA from Hippocampus zosterae (dwarf seahorse), 2941 nucleotides. It is a transcript of the gene cchcr1, whose product is annotated as coiled-coil alpha-helical rod protein 1. Gene Ontology annotation, biological process: protein export from nucleus; cell differentiation. NCBI's taxonomy places the organism in Eukaryota, Metazoa, Chordata, Actinopteri, Syngnathiformes, Syngnathidae. The transcript is spliced from 19 exons. The record is from RefSeq and is a predicted model, not a curated record. The coding region runs from base 257 to 2809 and encodes 850 amino acids. Gene Ontology annotation, cellular component: centriole.
AUCGCAAGCCCACAAUGCACUGCGCGAAGUGGCGUUAUUAUUGAAUGUAUCGUCUUAUUUACAACGGUGCCUAUUUAGAAGCGAUUCUUUUUAUUUAUUGCAAAGACUAGAUUCUAGAUUGUUAGCUAGCUAGCUAUAAAGAAUAGCAGGAGUGGUGAAAUAGACGACCCAGUGGCUCAAACAACAACAAAAAUAUGUGCUUGAAAACAACAAACUGAAUGGAUUGCUUCCUGGAAGAUCAUUUACUCCACUGAAAAUGGACGGGUAUAAUCGUGGGAAAGAAAAGCUUAACAUACCAACCGAUUUCACGUCACCAAAUAGUUCUCGGAAACCCCAAGAUGACCUUGUACCUCCCUCUCAUUUUGCAUCAAGUGUCCAUGCUGCUACAUUGGCCACAGGCACACACCCAUGCAUUUCUUGGAUGAAACCGAGUGUCCCCACAGCUCCACCAAAGGAUCCUUGGCUUGGUGGUACUAACACCCAGCGAGAAAUAUUAACACAGAGAAAGGAAAAUCAAUCCACCGUGAUGCUGCAAGGACACAACACAAGAGGAAGGACUCCAGAGGAAAAUGUGUCAGACUUGAGGACGAGAUCCAAAGAAAGAGGCGAUCAGUGGUCCAGAUGGGAAGAAGAGUGGUGUCUGGAGGCAGAAAAGCACAAAGCGGAGCCUGAGCGGUUGAAGGAGCAGAUGGAGGCCCUGAAGGACACUGUGCAGAGAUAUAGGGAAGAGAUUAGAGUCAAAAACGACACCAUAAGCAGGCAAUGUCAUGACCUGGAGACAAUGAAUCGAGAAAUGAGAAAUGUGAGGUCUGAGCAGAGCCAUCUGAAGGAGGAGCUCAUUCACUGCCAUGGACAGAAGGAAAAAAUAAGCUCACAGCUAGAAAGAUUUAAGAAAGAGUCUGAUGAGGAACUGGCUAAAAUAAGGAGUGAAGGGGAAGCUCGGGAGCUCGCCCUUAAGGCCAAAAUGAGUGAGCAGCAAGCAGAGGAGGCCAGAGAACAGUCUUUUAAAAUGAUGGAAAAAAUGCAGCAGAUGCAGAAGAAGCAAGAGGAAGAGCUGCGACAGUUGAACGCCGACCACUGUGUGGAAUUAUGCACGGCCAGAAAAUCAAAUCAUGAACUGCAGAGUAAACUUCAGUCAGUGACGCGGGAAGUUCUGCAGCUGAAAAGCAAUCUCAUGGAGGCAUCUGCAGAGAGAGAUGAGUUGAAAGAACAUUUAAGACAAAUGGAACAAGCAUACGAGACACAAUCAGCGACUCUGCACAGUCUCCGAAAUUACAUUGGCCAGGUUGUCGCGGACAAAGGAGAAAAGGAACAAUUAAAUGAAGCGGUUGAGAGGCUCAACAAAGAGAAAGCAGCAUUGCAGAAAACCACUGAGCUAUUGACUGUCCGAUUGAAUUCCAUGAGUGAGAUAGUCUCCCUCCAAGAAGAGAAGAUGCUGAAGAAAGCCUCGUCAGACCGACUCGCGACACAAAGAGCCGAUGGUCUUCUUGUGCUUCACCUCUGGAGGGAGAAGGUGUUCAAACUCUGCGUCCAGCUUCGUUUGAAAGACAUCGAGCUGAGAGAUGAGAGGGAACAACAUCGUUCAGAGGUGGGACUUGUGGAACAACAGCUGCAAGAGGAGCGGCAUCGCGCAACGGUGCUCCAGCGCAGUCUCGACGCCGGGAUAGCUGAGCUGGACCAGGAGAAAGUGGAAAAGGAGAGUUUGAAGCGGGACUUGGCUCAGGCUUGCAAGGAGACUCAACAACUGAAGGCAAAGAGUCUCAGCUUCGAGGCUGGGCUCAAAAGUACAAUAGAGGCCUUGCAUGGGUUUAGUGUGACAUUUCAUCGUAAAAUAGCAGAAGUGGAUGCAGCACAAGCAAAACUCAAUAGUUUUGGCCCACGGUUGAAUUUUGCCAGAGGCCGAGUGGAAACGGUCCAAGCUUUGUUCAUGAGGAGGGUUGCUCUGCACAAAGUCCAGAAGAACAGUAAGCAAGCAGAGCAGACAGCGGAAAGCAUCAGAAAUUUACAAGAAGAACUCACUUUGGUGUGUCAAGAGAGAAGCAAACUCACACAGGAGCUCAAAAGAACGCCGGAGCUGAUUGACAAAGCACUGAAAGAUAUAAAAGAAGAACAUGAGAAGAAACUGAGGCAGCUACAGGAGGAGCUAGAGAAAAGCCGAGAUGAGCUGCAGAAGGCUGUGUCAGACGGAGAGGAGGUCCGGCGGAACCUGGAGCAGGCCCUGGCUCAACUGAAGUUGAGCAAGGAGACACAGGAGGAGCUUCAAUCUGAACUUCUCAGCCAGAAGGAAAACAGCGAGCAAGCGUGCAUCUUCCACACAGCCCUGCGGGAGCGAGCAUCCGAGAUUGAGAGCCGCUGCGCUGAAAAGCUUAGUGAGAUGGAGAUACAAGUCAGCACAGCGAAAAGAGAACACACCAAAGCAGUUAUGACUUUACGACAGUUUGAAAGAGCGGUGGCGCAGAAACAGAACUACUGGAACGAAAGCCAAAGUGACCACACAAAAAAAGAGGUCCAACGCACGCAACCACAAGAUGCUGAAACAAACCGAAACACACUGCUGACUGCUAUUCCUGAGACAGAGCUGAGGAAUGACUUUCUGCAGAACACAUUUGCCCCCAGAGAACAAGGGGAAAAACCUUUGGAGAGAAGCUGCUUUAUGGGAUCACAACUAGCUCCGGAAAAGAGACUCCUUUCCGUUCUGGAGGAGCUCCGCACGCUCAGUGCUGCAGUGGUAAACAGCUCUGAAGACUCUGCAGAUGAAGAAGAUCGACACAGCGACUUAUUGCACACAGUGAUGAGGCCCCGUCAGUGAACGCAUCUUUAUUUUGAACAGCCAAACCUGAAAGACUUGCACUCACUUGUGGUGCACCUGUCAAACUACACUUCAACAUCUUGCGUGAGCAUCUUUUUUUUUUAAAGUGCCUAAAUAAAAUAAAAUAUUACU